GUCAGCAGUCAGUAACGCAUCACACAGCACACGUAGCAGCCCUUGUUCCAGCAAUCGCUCGCUGACAAGUCAGCAGUCAGUGACGCAUCACACAGCACACAGCAACUCUUGCUCCAGCAGUCGCAACAGGUUUGCCAUGGAGAAUAUACCGUGGACUGAGCCUGUGACAUCUUCGAAAUUUGAAGAUCUACUCGGGCUAAACAAAGGCUCUGUGGAAAGUAUAUCUAUAAAGAAUAUGACGAAGCCCGGUCAGAAUUUCGGCAGCAGCUUACUGAGUAUUGAACUAACUUUGCGAGAUGGUCAAACGCUCUACCUGGUUGGCAAAUUCAUGCCUGGAACAGAAGCGCAAAAAGCAGCUUUCGAUUCGGCGAAGACAUUUGUGAAAGAAAUACACGCGUACCGCUCCAUAAACGUCGAACUGAUUGAACUGCAGCGUGAGAGGGGCGUUCCGGAAGAGGAGAUCUGCGACCCUCUGCCGAGGUACUACGGGUCGCGGGUGAACAUCGCCGACGACGAGACGUCGGGGGCGGACGACAACGCCGUGCUCCUGCUGCAGAACCUGGCGCGCAACGGCUACCAGAUGAGAGACCAGAAGAAGGGGCUGGACUUGUCGCACGCGAGGUUGCUCGUCAACGAGCUCGCGCAGUUCCAAGCGUCGGCUGUCGCUCUCAGACUCCUCAAACCACAAGUGUUUAGCAGCCUCAUUGACGGCAAGUGUACUUUCGCUGGUAUGGGAGCCGAAGGGAACCGGCAGUUUUCCAACAGCUUUAUGGAACAUUUCAAAUCUUUUCCAGAGGUCGCGCCGUAUUACGACAGACUUAGGGCUACCAACGAUCGGGUGUGUGAUAUCUCUUUGGAGAAGCUUUGGGCGGAAGUUGUCGAACCGUACGCUUCGCUGUCGCAUAACGAUCUGUGGGUCAACAACAUGAUGUUCCUGUACGACGUCAGUGGCAAUCCGACGAGUGUGAAGUUCUUCGACUUCCAGACGCUCACCUACUCGUCGCCUGUCAGAGACCUGAUAUUUUUCCUGUACACCAGCGUACGACACGAUCUGGUUAGAAACUGUAUCGAUGAAUUAACGGCAUUAUAUUACGAGAGUUUCGUAGCCUGGCUGAAGAAAAUGGGUUGUAGCACAGAAGCGUUUACGGAGACAGCAUUCAGACAAGAGAUCGACAGGGUCGCUCCGACGGAGGUGAUGCAUAUACUGCUGUUGCUGAACGUACUGUGCGCAGACGAACACGAGAAAUUUACGCCCUCUGAUGAGCCGGAUUCAAGGCCGUCAUUUUCUUCGAGCGAAAUGUAUCGAACGAAAGCAUUAAUAACGCUUCAAGAUUUUGAUGCAAGGGGCUGGUUGUAACGGAUGUGUCAUUAAGUAUAGAUAGCAAAAUAUUUGUUCAGUGACCGUGUCAGAAUUACAUUGUAACAAAUAGUCUUGGUGCAACCCUUGUUCACUGUACGAGCAGCCCUUAGCGGCUACUGGACUCGCAUUCGGGAGGACGACGGCUCAAUCCCGCGUCCUGCCAUCCUGAUUUAGGUUUUACGUGAUUUCCCUAAAUCAUUCCAGGAAAAUGCCGGGGUGGUUCCUCGGAAAGGGCACGGCCGACUUCCUUCCCUAAUCCGAUGAGACCGAUGACCACGCUGUCUGGUCUCCUUCCCCAAAACAACCAACCAACCAACCUUAGCGGCUCGCCAUCUCACAAGUGUUCAUGACGUCGCCUCUCCAGCUCAGAUCUUUUUUAAUAUGGGACUUGUAAGUACUGCAUCUUUUCGAGUCAGUACAAACUCUAAUUUUAUUAAUGUACUAUAUACCUAAUGUUUCAGUUCAGUUAGUCUAAUUCUGAAGACGACGCUCAUAGUAGCGUCGAAACCAGGUCCAUUUUCACUUAAUAUUUGUGACCGAGGGCUUAUUUGUUACAAUAUAAAUAUUUAUCUGUUUCGCCAUACGGGAAUAUGUUUCACACGGGCUGCGUUUAAGGAUGCACCUGUGAGAAACGCUCCUACGUUUCCCCUUCCUUGUCCCAAAUCUAACGUUACAGACAUUUGGAAAAUCCUGGGGCAUACCGAAUCGUCCCCUUUGGAAAAUUAAUGAAUUACUGUGCUGGUAAACAUCUUACGUUAUUUGGUUUUCAAACAGAUGAGCAGAACUGAACGUACUCAGACAUUUCUCUCUUUACUUAUUCUGAUCAUCACUAAACUGACACACAAUAUUUUUAGCGCAACGCAAUCUGAGUUUCAAUAAUCCAUACAAAAGAAUGGAGCCGGCUAACAAUAACCUAUACCUUUCAUGAAUCGCUUACCUCACAAAAAUCUUCGUUGUUCGAACUACUGCAAUACAGCGAGCGCCAAUACUGCCAGCUAAAUAAAAGAUUCUAACUACUGAAGGCACUAACUACUGAUACGCAUAGUUGGCAAAUGAAAGAAAUACUGAAAAUAACAGAAUACUUCUUCGCUAUUCCAUUGCGUUUUUGAGAAUGUUGGACGUGUGUUUUCAUUAACCUCAGUCAAGUAAGGGAAAAAAACAUAUUAAACAACGGCUCUGUGAAUGGCAUUAUGUUGUCUAAAUACAGUUACAGAACGUUAACUGUUCAAAAUCUGAAUACAUUUCUUGUUCAGACAUUGAAUAAAAUUCGUUCCCCCAUAAGAUAAUAUUGAAAUACUAAGACAAUUAAUGAUAUCUACAUGUACAUUACAUAAUGUUCUUGUGUUGUAAAUAAUAAAACAAUUUAAAUAUCAAAUUUUAUAUAGCUUCCAGCAUUUGAUCUACCAUAUCGUUGUGUCAUACCUUAUGUUCUACAUAUUAGACCUUCAUGUCCCACGUUUCGCUGUAGAGUCCUAUCAUCUACCUAAAUUGUUGUGUCCUUCCUACUCGUCUAAUAUGGGGUGCCUGGAAAACCUGUUUUCACAGAUUGCUAACAACAAUUCAGACAAAACGUAUUAAUGAAUUUUUAUUGCAGUAAGAUAAAUGACAACACUUAAGGCAACUUGUUAGUGAGUCUGCUUAAAAAAUUCGAUUUUUUUCCAUUUUAAAUCAAUAGUUACUGUUUUGUGAAAACAAUGGUGGUUAAAUGAAUCGAUUCGGACAUCGGGGACAUCUUUGAAAACGAAUUUAAACAUAUGACGGUAUGCGGCAACGAUCGUGUUUCCGCUGCAAUCGGCUGUCAGAUGCCUCCAAAGCGUUUGCAAAAGUUUUGGAAAAUAUGCCUUAUGGAAGAACUGUAAAAAUUGAAAAGUUAGAGUGUGUUGGUCGUGUCCAAAAGAGGAUGGGCACACGUUUACGUCCGCGAAUAAAAGAUAUGAAGAUGGAAAAGCUCAGUAACGGCAAACCAAUUGAUGGUCGGGGGCGUCUUACUAAGGAAGAGGUGG
Schistocerca gregaria is the source of this 3363-nucleotide messenger RNA. RefSeq lists its product as uncharacterized. Lineage: Eukaryota; Metazoa; Arthropoda; Insecta; Orthoptera; Acrididae. The record is from RefSeq and is a predicted model, not a curated record. The transcript has 2 exons. Bases 137 to 1357 code for a protein of 406 amino acids.